AUGUAUGUGAAAUGGUUUGAUACAGUAAUGUUUUACUAUGUGAUUUUAGUGUAUUGAGUGAAUGUCACCUUUUGACAUUUUUAAAUUUCCCACCAGUUCUGUCCCCAUACGUCCCGGCGCUCGCAGGGGACGGAACCCGGAAGACAGAUGCCAGCAUCGGCCAGAGGACAUUGCCGGGGACGCUGCAGGGGGGACAUCGCGAGAGCGUAGGACAAGGUAAGUGAAGAAGAGAUCCUGGAGCAACGCUGCAGGGUAUUCCCGAGUGUAGAUCGGGGUUACCGCUUGUGCUACACUCGGGAAUACCUCCAGGGAGGUUA
Molecule: messenger RNA, 317 nt
Organism: Staurois parvus
Lineage: Eukaryota; Metazoa; Chordata; Amphibia; Anura; Ranidae
Source: the annotation of a GenBank genome assembly